This is a messenger RNA of Thamnophis sirtalis, 2878 nucleotides long. Lineage: Eukaryota; Metazoa; Chordata; Lepidosauria; Squamata; Natricidae. The record is from RefSeq and is a predicted model, not a curated record.
UUUAUGUUUUGCUUUUUAAAAAAAGAUCAAAACACCCCUUGAUAACAACAACAAUAACAACAACAACAAGUGGUUUGCUACCCGAGAUGAAUAGUACAUGAAUAAGAACAUUCAUUUAAAAUCAUUAUUGUUAUAAUGAUCACUGUUCUCAUCUAUGAAGUCAACAUUGUUUCAUUGGAAUAUACAUUUAUCCUGUGCUAAUAAUUUAAAAAUAAUAAAUACAGGAGGGGGGAAGCCCUAAAAUUAUAUUUAUUUCAGUGUUCCCCCCAAUUAUUCCACCUCUUUUUUUCCCUUUGAGUUUUACAUCUCCUCUUUGCAUGACUUAUUGGAUUGUAGUGGUCUGUAUGUCAAAUUCUGCCAGAUCGUGAUGCCACAUCAGCCAUCUUGCAGACUUUUAACAGUCCCCCUUUCCUGGGAUGUGUACACAAAAAACAUCAUUAUCAAUUUUCCCUUUCAGGCUCUGGUUUCCCUGAAACUUUCUGGGAAUCAGAUAGUCGUGUUACCUUCUCCUGAGAAAUGGUCUUGCCGGUUGUUGAAAUCUUUGGAUCUCUCCAAGAAUCAACUUGGAAAAACUGAGGAAGGGACCAAAACUAAAUGGAUUCCAUUAUUCUCUACAAGGAACAGAACGUGCGUUGGCAGUGAGAUAGAAUAUACCCUACAGUUUCCUGAAUUCCUGGCCGAUACAUUGGAAGUCCUCUAUCUGAAUGACAAUCAACUAGACUCCGUCCCACAGUCGGUUUGUCUCCUCAGAGGGCUGUCAGAACUCUACUUAGGAAAGACCCAAGACCAUUUUAGCUUAUUUACGCGCCCAGCUACGCAAAGCAGAGAGAUGUAAUGUGAUGAAAAUGGUGGUGGUAGGUCCUCCCCGACAGGGAAAAUCCACCUUGGUUGAGAUCCUGCAGACAGGGAAACCUUCUCUUUCAAUGCCUGACAAUGCCACCAUCCGGACCACAAGAUGGGAGCUCCAGAGACCCGCUGGAUUCAAAUCCAAGGUUGACGCCGUUGAGUUGAACGUCUGGGAUAUCGGCGGCCCCUCCACCAUGUCAACAGUCAACCAGUGCUUCUUCACAGAUAAGGCAUUGUACAUUGUCAUCUGGAACUUGGCCCUGGGAGAAGAAGCUGUGGCAAAUCUUCAGUUCUGGUUACUCAGUAUUGAGGCCAAGGCUCCAAAUUCAGUUGUGCUGGUGGUAGGGACGCAUCUGGACCUCAUUGAAACAAAAUUCCGUGUCGAGAGGAUUGCCACCUUAAGAGCCUACGUCCUGGCUCUCUGUCGAUCUCCCUCCGGCUCAAGAGCCACUGGUUUUCCAGACAUCACAUUGAAGCAUUUGCAUCUCCGCUUCUUUGAAAACAAGAGGGUGACCAAGACCAGAAAUAAAAGUUCUGUAAUCUACAGCUUUACGGGCACACAAAGAAACAGAUGCAGCACAUUCCGUGUUAAAAGAAAUCACACAAUUUAUUGGCAAGAGGGAUUGUUUGUCUCCUUCGAUGGAGGCUAUUUGAGCGUGGAGUCCUCUGAUGUGAAUUGGAAGAAGAAGAAAAGUGGUGGCAUUAAAAUCAUCUGCCAGUCAGACGUGAGGGAUUUUUCAGCCAUGGCUUUUAUCACUGAUCACGUGAAUUCUUUGAUCGACCAAUGGUUUCCUGCCCUCACUGCCACCGAGAGUGACGGGAGUCUACUGAUGGAGCAAUAUGUACCUUGCCCCAUCUGUUCAACCACAAAGGCCCAGGAUGGAGAGGACAACCCCAAAAAAGAAGAUGGACAGUACUUCAAUAUGGAAGACUGUUUUCUCACAGCUAUUGAACAAGACCACAUCACCUGUGCCCAGCACCCAGAUCUACCUGUCCCUUUACAGGAGCUGGUCCCUGAACUUUUCAUGACGGACUUUCCAGCCAGAUUAUUCUUGGAAAAUAGCAAACUGGAAUACGUCGAAAAUGAAAACAGUAUCCUCGGCCAAGGAGGAAGUGGGACAGUUAUCUACCGGGCACAGUAUCAAGGGAAGCCGGUAGCCAUCAAGCGUUUUCAGAUUAAAAAGUAUAAGACUUCUGCCAAUUCAGCAGGAGACACCAUGCUGAGGCAUCUGCGGGCAAUGGAUGCCAUGAAGAGCUUCUCGGAAUUCCGCCAAGAGGCCAGCAUGCUCCACUCACUGCAGUACCCCUGUGUGGUCUCCCUGACUGGGAUCAGCAUCCACCCGCUCAGCUUGGCCUUAGAACUGGCUCCUUUGGGCAGCCUGACCACUGUACUCGCAGAAAACUCUAAAGGAGCUCCCUUUGUGCCUCUGGGGCCUAUGCUGACCUUCAAGAUCACCUAUCAGAUUGCCGCAGGCCUGGCCUACCUUCACAAGAAGAAAAUCAUUUUCUGUGACUUGAAAUCCGACAACAUCCUCGUGUGGUCUUUAGACGUGAAGGAAAGCAUCAAUAUCAAACUGUCCGACUAUGGGAUUUCUCGGCAGUCCUUCCAUGAAGGAGCUUUGGGGGUGGAGGGCACUCCUGGCUAUCAGGCUCCAGAGAUACGACCUCGCAUUGUUUACGACGAAAAGGUGGACAUGUUUUCCUAUGGAAUGGUGUUGUAUGAGCUGCUGUCGGGGCAACGACCCAUCCUGGGACAGCAUCAGCUGCAAAUUUCAAAGAAACUCUCCAAGGGGAUUCGGCCCGUCCUGGGCCAGCCAGAAGAAGUACAGUUCCACCGACUGCAGGCUCUCAUGGUGGAAUGUUGGGACACCAAACCUGAAAAGCGGCCCCUGGCCAUUUCGGUUAUAGGACAAAUGAAAAGUCCUUCCUUUGCCACAUUCAUGUACUUCUUGCCCUGUGGGAAACAGUCUGUCUUCUCUUCCCAAGGACAGGACCACACCGUAGUAUUCUGGGAUGAAAAGGAAGAUACCAG